Kickxella alabastrina is the source of this 630-nucleotide messenger RNA. RefSeq lists its product as uncharacterized. The transcript has 2 exons. Bases 1 to 630 code for a protein of 209 amino acids. Lineage: Eukaryota; Fungi; Kickxellomycota; Kickxellomycetes; Kickxellales; Kickxellaceae. The record is from RefSeq and is a predicted model, not a curated record.
AUGAUGAAGAUCAGCUUUGUUUCCAUGGUACUGAUUGGUGCCGUCUUCUGUUCGACAAUCACGCUUGCCCAGCUCAACCAGGCCAUCCCGGCAAGAGCAUCCGAUACGUCGUGCACUGCGGUCAACACACCCAGCGAGUGCGCGCCCAACUCGCGCGCAGCCACAGCUAUCAACAAGGCAAUUGCCAAGUACGGAGUGACCGGGCGCGGCGAAAUCAUCGCAAUCAUCUCGCUGAUGGCAUUCGAGUCGGCUGACUGGCAGUACAACAUCAACCAUUUCCCAGGGCGCGCAGGUCAAGGGACACGCGCUAUGCUGAUGUACAACUGGAUUGAGCAGUACGCCAAGCAGAUCCAUGCACAGGACGCAUCCAAGUUACUUGCCACUGCUGGGGCCGGCAAUACAGAGGCAAUGAACAAAGUGCGCAAGCUGGUGCUGGGAGACGACGACAGCUUUGGCGCGGCGUUCUGGUAUCUUGUGACUGCAGCGCCCGCGUACCACAACAGCCCGAGCAAGCUGCGCGAAGGCAAUGUUGAGGACUUUAAGGACUAUGUCGUUAAUGGCGUGGGCGCCGGCUGGGAGAACGAACGCCAGAGCGUCUGGGCAAGGGUCAAUAAUGCACUGAGCGCAUAG